AGGGAGGGGGUGCUCGAUGCUGCGAAGAAUAAAUAUAUAAAACAUAUCACUAUGAACGCGAUCAGAAGUCCAGCUUUUUCGUAUCUACAAAUUAUUAUCUCGUCGACAAAAAGGAACUAUUACAAAAAAAAAUAACAGAUCCACACAACACAAUGGCACGUUAGCCACGUUAGCUCAACACUGCUAGCCAAACGCUGUUAGCUAAACAAUGUUAGCUUCGUCCGGCAGCAGCAGUUUGGCGCCAAUUCGAGGCUGACAGAAAAACGACCUUAUCAAGACAAGAGACGCGCAUCUCCGCUCGUUCAUUCAGAAGGUAUUUUAGAUGAGAGAAAAUGGAUACAAUCACACAAGAAGAUUACAGUCCAAACACUGAGAGUGAGCUUACUUCACCAUUUCCCCCCAAACGGCCGAGGACAGACUGUACACACAACAACGGUGGCAAAAGCAGUUUUGCAUUUCCGGAACUUGUGACGUUUUGGAAAACCGUCGGCUCCUCAUCAUCGACAAGUACCUGGCAGGAAAAUGCAGGUUUACUACGCGCAGCAGAAGGUGGUGAUAUGGAAGAGCAACUACAAGACGCUCCAUUUAUUGUCAUUCCUAUUGCGAGCUUGACUACGUCACACACUGGAUCGUCUGACGUCAGCUCAAUCUCUGCAGAGAGAUGCUUCAAACUUCUGGUGAGAGAUGAGCAGCCUCCAAUCCCUCCAACCGACAAACUCAGCUCCACCGUGCCAGAUGAUGAAGAUCGGGCUGUAGCAGAGACCUGCACUUCGAAAGAAGGCAACGCUGAUACGUCCAGUCAGCCUGAUAGCAAACUGCUGGGGGAAGCGUGUGAAGACGAGGCGCUUGGAAAUAACAGCGCUGGAGCACUGGUGCAGAAUAGUGCCAGUCAAAUCCAAGCAUUGCAGGUCAGUUCAAGCGACUAUGGGCUCAGAUAUCAGUCUGGUUGCACUUCUGAAAAUGAAAGUAAUCAGGAGUGGCAAGAGCCUGGAUUCACAGAGACUAUCGUAUUCAGCGAGGAAGAUACAGUCUUAUAUCUUUCACUGAUUCUUUCUACUCAAACCCACAACGCUCAGGGAACUUAGCACAGAUUUGUGAAAAUAUUGCUAUAUGUAAGCAGGAAACAGAAGACCAAGUCAAUGAGAAUUGCACGAGCAUGAACUCCCCAUGAACCAGAAGGAUCAAUUGUUUCUUAUGAUGUUGUUUCACUCAGAAACAUUCCAAUUGAGAGGUUGAGUCUUGAUGCUGAUGACUUCUGUGGGGAAAAAGGAGAAGAGGCUGGUGCUAAGAUGAUAGCCCGAGCUCAGAGCAAAACGUCUGAUCACACGACAGGGACUCCCGUGCCUGCACAAAUCUGUCAAGGGCCUGCUGAAGGAGAUAAUGAUGCAAGUCCUUUCGCUGUAAUUGAACCUGCAAUCUGGAGUGAAACUGACAGGGAGGAAGAGAAGAGCUGCAACUCAGGGAGCGCUGCCGCCGGUGUACAAUCACUUCCAUCAGUAAAAGUCUGCACCAUGGAAACCCCUCUCCCCCUCUGCGCCCACGUCCGGCUAUCAAAGGAGGUUUUAACCCUCAACCAGAAUGGAAAGUCAGAUCACCAAAGCCUUACGCAGCAGCGCGAAGAUGGAAAAGAGGACUUAUGUCAGUCAUUCACUGAACCACUGGCUGGUUCUAUCACCACCAACGAAACACACAACAACAGCAGCUGUCACGGGGAAACCGGAGUCAGCCAUGAUACUGUGGGGCAUCAGUUGAAAGAGUCAGAUCGGUCCGGCUGUUUUCAUGUCAGUCCUGAACGAAUGAAGACAAAGGAGGUUGAAUAUUUACAGGCUGAAAUCACCAGAACGGACGGGACAACUGAGAUAAAAGAAAACGGAGGAAUGACAAGUUUUGAAGAAGAAAUAAGAACCGGUGAGCAACCAGAAAACUCCCAGGACACAGAAGAAGCAACGGAAACAUCAUCUGGUAAUUCCAUCAGGCACCGGACCGAAGGCAAAACUAGUAAAUAUGACGACAAACUAACACAUGUGGAUGACGCGUUGAAAAAUAUACUUGGAUUUCUGUCUGAUCACCCCUACAAUGCUGUGAUUUUACCAACGGAAGAAGCAGCGGGUGAAGAGGAAAGAAAAGAAGAGGCAAGUGUGGGUGCAGAACGCGACAUGUACGGUAGCUCGGAGAUAGUUGUGGAACGGGAGAAGGAAGACAUGCCUGAGGAAUGGAUCAGUGAACGGACAGAGGGACACAAUUUAACCCUGGGGAGUCAACGUGAACAAGAACACAAGCUCAGUUGUGUCUCGGACUUUCAACACACAGCUGAGACAUACGUGGUUGAUAAUAGAGAUGACCCUUCGACCUUGACUGCCUUCCCCUUCAACGGACGUCUGCCAGGAGGAAUUGACACGUUCGAAAGGAUCCAACUCUCCCUGGAUGGUGAUGAAGACGGCCUGAGCGAGAGCCUUCUCCUCAGCAGCCUACCUGAGCAGCUGCUGACAUCACCUCAGCAACAGCUCCAUAAGCACGAGGAGGUACCGCAGGAGGAAGAGGAGGAAACAUCUGGUCGUCACCCUGAGAACAAGGCAAAGGGCUUUUCAGGCAUCUAUAGCAUGUGUAAUGAAGUCCCCGACUGGAUCUCAGCAGCAGCAGAAGACAUCGCUCUCGUACGUCCAGAGCAACCGGCAAACUGUGGGAGGACUCACAACUCCCCCGAGUGCUUCCAGGGCGACUUCCAGUCCAGUGUUCCCCCCAGCAGCGAGGGUCCAGCCUCUGACGUAGACGACAGUCUGACCUUUGAGAAGAAAGAGCUGUUCAACAAGGUCUUGAAAGAGCUGAACCUGUUUUUUAGCAUCAGCACAAGUGAUUUCACAAGAGACAGCGGUGCAUCGUCCUCUGAGCAGUGUGUUCGUGUGUCUGGAGCCUCGGAUCGAGACAACUGCAAAGAAGAUCUCAGCAUCGCAAAACUAGGAUGCUAUGGAGACCCAUCGCCAGACUCCGGCCUGGAAAUGUGUGCUGGGGAUCCAGAUGUUUCUCCUACCUGUGAAGGCGAGCAGGAGGUUCCCCUCGGCAGCCAUCUGUGCACCGAGGAGACUCACAAAGAGCCCCCGCAGAGGAAGAGAUGGUCUCCGUCCUUCCCGGGUCCCCCUCUCCUGGAACAACUGGGCUACAGACAGCCGGAGCAGACGAGGCGGCUGGAGCCUCUGCGAACAUGCAACCGGCCCAUCCGGGUCGGACUCUCAAAGAGAGCCAAGACCAAACACCUGCACCCCCCGCCCUGCCGGGGGGCUUCGCUGCCUUAAACAGGACGGAGCGACGAGUGAUGGCUGUUCAUGUGUUGUGUUCUCUGCUUCAUCGCUCUCCAGGCUCCGGUUCCUGCUUCUUUAUUCAGGUUAUACGCUAAUAAGCCAGAUGCUGCUGCCAAGUAAGGAAUCCUGCUCUGUGUCCACAUUGUCCCUGCUCAAAGUAGUAUUCUAGUUUUCAUAUCUUCCCCAAUUUUUAUGCACUGAUCUAUUUAUAUAUUUAUGUAUUUAUUGGCUUUCUUUCAACCCAGAUUAGGGUUGAAAAAAGCACAUAUAUGUUAUUAGGGCAAAACUCAAUUCCUAGUUCUUUGAAUUAGUUGUGACGUGUAAUCGUUUGCUCUCUGCUGUAACGUCUUCUCUGUGCAACGUGUUCCGUGGAACGUCACUGCGAGUUGAAUGUGAAAAUAACCAGUUCCCCAUUCAAUUAAAUACUGUACUUGCAUACAAACGUGUUUUUAAUAUAUAUAUAUACACACACAUGACUCUUUUGGCAACACAUGAAUUAACAUCAAUGAGCUGGUUCCAAAUGAACGUCUCCAGUCGCUGCUCGGGCUCCGAGGCGGUCCGGCUGAGCUCCCAGGUGGACGAUGGACUCAGCUGUUGUGGUAAGUGGUAAGAGAGCUAUUUGGUCUACCUCCUGAAUGGGAACGGGGGGGGAGGUUGGUUGUUUAUCCUCACGUGCGCGGGUGAGACAGAUCCAGGGACAGUAGUGAGGAAAACAACAGGACAGCAGCCAUGUCAGUGAACAAUGGAUCCAUGUUCCCUUCACUGGAAGUCCUCUUUGUAAAAGAGCAGAAUGAAAAUGCAGAAAUGACAUCACACGAUUCUUUUAUCUGUAUAACGACUAAUUAGGACUUCUUCCCCUGCUGGAGCCCCGCAGGGUAUUUUACCAAAGCAAUUUGAGUUUGUUGUAUUCACCGAUGUUUCCCACGACUUUGGAAUAACAUUCGUGUCCCGAUCACGUCUGAGAUUUUUCUGGUGUAUAAUUUAGGUUCAGUGAGCAAGUUGCCUCAGCUGGCAGCCCGAUCAAAGGAAACACAGAGGUAUGGCUUUCCAAAAUAAUUGGAUUCUAGUGGAACACUUUGAAUGUGGCUGCAGCCUUGUGGAUUUGAUUCAUCCCCAGUAGAUAAUGGCUCAGUCACUGUUAGUUCUGCCCUGUGUGUUGGCCUGUUUGAAAUGGACAUUUUUUAACCCCUUUAGCUUAAAGCAUACUUCAUUCAACCAUUGGUGAUCAUUUGUAUUCCACUACAAUUGACAUUACUCUAAACACGCCAUGUUGCGUGUACAUCUGGAACAUGUUUCCUCCAUUUGUUGUCUUACUGCACACGCACAUGCCAGUAAUCUUCCGGGUUUUAGUUACAGCUCACUUGAGGUGCAGUGGAGGGUGUCUCCUAUGCACCAUUCUUACAUAACAGUCGCAUUUUCAAACUAUUCCAACAGCAUUAAAGUUAAUGAGCCAUACUAUUAUUACAAGGACGCCUCUGCUGUGUGUUCUUGUCUGCAUACGUGGGCACAUUUCACAGGAGCUUUUGUGAAUUUUGGAAAUACAGCGACUGCUUCUGCUAAUGUAAGAGCGUCUUGUCUACAAUAGAAUGAAUAAUACAUUAGUUUAAGUCAUUUUCAUGAGAUUGAGUAUUUUUUAUAAGUAUGUAGUCUAUUAUUACCAUAUGCUCGUGAAAUGUUUCUGAUGUCUUCCCAUGCAGUCCUUGUUUGACACAUCUGUAGCGCGGGAUGGAGUUCUGCACUCUGCACGUCUACCGCCCUCCUGCAGGGGGGGUCAGUGCCGGUCUGCCUCAGGGAUCCUAAGCAGAGCCCACGAUGCCUCCAGGAUGCACUCUGUUCGCUAUCGACUUUCUUUACUCAGCCACUUUGUCCAGCAUAUGAUAUGAUCAGUUCAUCCUGGCUGUAAACAUUUCUGGUAGUCGGCCUUGUUGGGACCUUUUGUGUGGAGCAAAUUGCUUUUUGAAAGUUUUGGUUUUUGUUACCUUGUUGGCUACAAAAUAAAAGCCUCCGGCUUUGUUUCAUAUUCACGUCUUUUUGAGAUGCCAAGUAGGCUCCUUGAUGACUGCAGGAGGGACUGAAGCUAAAAGUCUGCCUGUACGUGCUCACUGAUUGGCUACACGCGUUAUACAAAGACUGCUGUGUCCUCACCUUUGCUCCGUCCCACAGUCCCCUGCAGGUGGUCCCGGGGGACAGUGAUGGUGACCAAAGGUUUGACCUCUGCAGGAGAAUUUGUCAAUGCGCUGACCUGAGGUCAGCCGUCUCCGGGCCUGCAGGGUUCGGCUGGUUUGUCACUGAGGGAAUCCUCCAGAAGCAGCCACACGUCCUCAGAAGCAUGUUGAUGUUUUUAGAAUCAACGCACGUCUCGACACAGAGGCUGAUAAACCGCUGUGAAAUACCAGGGAAAAUAGAGACAGUGCUACCGCCACGUUAUAUUAAUACUAUGGAUUGUGAGGUGGGAGACAAAUGUGGUUGAUGACCAGAGAAAGUAUCAACGCACUGAGAACAGAAAAGAGUGGACCGUUCUAAUCUUUGAACAUGUUCAACAGAUCGAUGCGGUUCACACUGUAAUGUGACGUAAUGCAGAGAGUUAAACUGAGAUUUAGAUGUUCCCCUCCUUUUUCCCUCCCUCCUUUUUCCCUCCCUCCUUUUUCCCUCCCUCCUGCCCAGACAGACGACCAGGAGGGAACCGCUGCUGCAAUGCAGCAAAACAAAUUGUGAGAAUCUAUUAAGCUUUUGUGAUUGUCUCCUUGUUUGUCUUUGUGGCUCCGUCGGGGUUCGACAUGAAAGACGCUCCGAGUAGUGGAAGAUAAAAUCAACAUGCAGCGUAUUUUCACUUCAUGUGUCUUUAGUUGGUCAUAAAGGGAUCUGAAGGCCAUCAUUUAAUUGUUCUGGACACCAUUUCAAACCGGUGCGAUGUGACUUCAGCUGCCGUCCACACGAAGGUCGUCCUUUGCUCACGUCGGCCACCUGCAGCGUCCACGAGGGUUGUUGCACAAACAACGCUGAAUGCAAUGCAGACAAAGACGUCUGUGGCUCACUGGACAGGGAAAAUAAAGCGCGAUGUCCUUCACCCUUUCCACAGGGCACAUGGUGAUGGGACUAAUGGACGGCUCCAAAGUGCUUUGGGUUCAGGGUGACAGGUUCAGACUCUCCUUAUUCUUUGUAAAACCGAACACGUUGCAGCUCCAGGACAAUGUUUCACACUGCGUGUCUGCUUGUGAACAUAACUAAACACUAAAAUAAGAGUAAAUUAACCCUAAAAACACAAGUAAACAUUUCAAGCAGUUAAGAAGCCACUAAAAUGACUCAAUAUGUCGCACACAGAGUCGAGGACAUCGAUCGAGGGAGCGUCUCCUGGUAUCCUGGGUCCCGGACUGUGAUCUCUACCAGGUGGUUGCUGGCUUGUUACAAAAUGAGCACAAGCAAUUACUUGGCGCCCACAUUAAGUGGCACCGUUUACCACAUCGUUUAAACCACGAAGGCCGUUGGAGGCAAACAGGCACAACUACUAUUGUACGAGCUGCACAGUGAUUAUUCACUCAGUGGGGCAACACGCUUCCGUCUCCGGGCUGCGUUUCAGCGCGUGAGGGAUGGAUGGAGGGUGAGGCACUGUUCAUCUGAGGUUGUCGUGGUCGGUGGUGAAUAAGAGUAGAUGGCACACGGCCUGUUACCAUGGCAACGAGUCCCACGUUGACGGGCGGAGUGAAAUGAAUUCCAGUUAUUCUCUCGUUUUUAACAUGUAAAUUCCUCUCCCUCGUUUUUCCUCGGCUCCUCUUACUCACAUGUAUAUAUAUAUAAUAAUAAUAUAAUAUUAUAUAAGUGUGUGUGACGCGCUGAUGGCUGAUGAUUCAGGAGGAGAAUUGAUGCUUAUGUUCAGCUAACACGUUGUGUUUAGCCGCUGGAUGCAAUCACUCAGCAGCUCGACUCAACUAUUGUCAUGGAUUAUUUGUUGUGUAAUAAAUAAAACAACAUUUAAAAGUU
Molecule: messenger RNA, 7274 nt
Organism: Gasterosteus aculeatus aculeatus (three-spined stickleback)
Lineage: Eukaryota; Metazoa; Chordata; Actinopteri; Perciformes; Gasterosteidae
Source: RefSeq, a predicted model, not a curated record